Messenger RNA from Rhopalosiphum padi (bird cherry-oat aphid), 1947 nucleotides. RefSeq names its product acetyl-coenzyme A transporter 1-like. Lineage: Eukaryota; Metazoa; Arthropoda; Insecta; Hemiptera; Aphididae. Gene Ontology annotation, molecular function: acetyl-CoA transmembrane transporter activity. Gene Ontology annotation, cellular component: membrane. The record is from RefSeq and is a predicted model, not a curated record. The transcript has 10 exons. Bases 158 to 1741 code for a protein of 527 amino acids.
UAUUAUGUAACAUUGGAAUCAAAACCUACAAACAUAAUUGGUUAAAAACCUAAUUUAAUAUUUAGUAUUUAGUACCUAAUAAUAUUAUAUUAUUUCAACUGCACCAAAAAUCAGAAUUGUUCUUUGUUCAUAAAUCUCAUCUACCUGUUUACCAAAAAUGUUGACAACACCAAAAGAUGAAUAUGAACCAGAAAGAAAUAGAUUGACUAACGAGGCAGUUUUAAUCAAGCCAAAUUUGAAAGGUGAUUGGUUAAACUUUUUUAUGUUACUAUUACUUUACACUAUGCAAGGCUUGCCUUUGGGUUUAUCUUCAGCUAUACCAAUACUUCUACAAAGCAAGAAAGAAAUAUCAUACCAAGACCAGGCUUUAUUUAGUUUAGUAAUAUGGCCAUUUAGUUUGAAACUCUUAUGGGCUCCAUUAUUGGAUUCACUAUAUGUAAAAAAAAUUGGAAAGAGAAAAUCUUGGCUCAUACCUGUUCAAUAUUUAAUUGGAAUAAUAUUACUUUAUAUGGGUAACAGCAUUGAUGUCUUGUUACCUGAAAAAGGAAAACCAAAAGUUAUGAUACUGGUGUAUAUUUUUUUUGCAACAAACUUCUUAUCCGCCACUCAGGAUAUAGCUGUUGAUGGUUGGGCUUUAACAAUGCUAAAAAAGAAUAAUGUAGGUUAUGCAUCUACCUGUAAUACAUCUGGUCAAAUAAUAGGUGUGAUGAUUGGUUCUGUAUUUUCCAUUCUGUUUACGUCCGAAGACUUCAGCAAUAAAUACUUACGAGUUACAAUUGGUAUAGGAGGAAUUAUUUCUUUAAAAUAUUUGUUAUACAUUUGGGGUAUUCUAUUUAUGGUGAUAACAACAAUGAUUGCUAUAUUCAAAACAGAAAAAGAUAGUACACAAGAGGAUGGUUAUGUAAAACUCAACAUCUCUAAGACCUAUUCGUUAUUAUGGGAUAUUAUAAAGCUUCCUAGUAUACGGAUAUUGGCAACAGCUUUAUUGACAGCAAGGAUUGGAUUUGCUGCAACAGAUAGUAUAUCAGUUUUAAAACUUAUUGAUGCUGGUAUACCUAAAAAUGACAUUAUGGUUAUUAACACAGCAAUGUAUGGGGUAAAAAUGAUAAUACCAUUAAUUAUAGCAAAGUACACUUCAGGACCAAAACCAUUAAGCUUAUAUCUAAAAGUGACACCUAUUAGAUUACUCUGGAAUAUUGUAUUUAUUGUAUUAAUAUACUAUACACCAGAAAUAAUAAAUAUUAAUGAGGUGGUGAAUAUUCCAAUAUAUUACUAUGCAAUAUUCAUUUUUAUAUUAUCGAUACAAGAAGUCCUUUCAUACAUGAUGUUUGUAGCUAUAUUAGCAUUUUUUUCUCGGAUUAGUGAUCCUCGUUAUGGUGGUACUUACAUGACAUUAUUGAAUACACUUUCAAAUUUAGGAUUUGUAUGGUCAUCUACUGUAGCACUUCAAUUGAUUGAUUUGCUAACAACAAAAGAAUGCUCAUUUGAUUCCAUGAAUAAUUGUUCUACAUUAGAUCUUCAAAAUAUUUGUAAAGUUAAUGACGGCAAUUGUAUUGUUACAAUUAAUGGAUAUUACGUUGAAAUGAUUCCAUGCACAAUUAUUGGAAUUGCUUGGUACAUUUAUUUCAGAAAUAUCUUGAAAAAUCUUCAAAUAAGAAGUCCUUCUCAUUGGUUAGUAAAUGUCAAAAAACCAGUAACAGAAAAUGUUGAAGAGUCAUACCCUUUGGCCGUUACAGUGUAAUAUUAUUGUGUGUUUAAUUAACCAUUUAAUUAAAUAGCCUAACAUAACUAUUGCAUGUAAACAAUAUAUUAUACAAGUAUCAUGUACUGGUACUGGAAAUAUUGAUAUGAACCAGAUAAUUUGAUAUUUAUAUUUUAAUAAAAUAGAACCAAUUGAAAAUUAGUGUAUACAUAGCAAUAAUAAUAAUAAAGGUACUUUUGUUGUUA